Messenger RNA from Gorilla gorilla gorilla (western lowland gorilla), 1353 nucleotides. Its product is annotated as heat shock transcription factor, X-linked. The record is from RefSeq and is a predicted model, not a curated record. Lineage: Eukaryota; Metazoa; Chordata; Mammalia; Primates; Hominidae. The transcript has 2 exons. Bases 2 to 1273 code for a protein of 423 amino acids. Gene Ontology annotation, molecular function: sequence-specific DNA binding; DNA-binding transcription factor activity. Gene Ontology annotation, biological process: regulation of DNA-templated transcription.
GAUGGAGGACAAGCCAUCAUUGAGUAUGGCUCGCUGUGAAGAAAGAAAUUCGAGAGGACAGGAUCAUGGCUUGGAAAGGGUGCCUUUUCCUCCCCAGUUGCACUCAGAGACCUACCUUCACCCAGCAGAUCCUUCCCCUGCCUGGGACGACCCGGGGUCCACUGGGAGCCCUAACUUCAGGCUGCUGACAGAAGAAAUCGCUUUCCAACCUCUGGCCGAGGAGGCUUCGUUCAGAAGGCCACACCCUGACGGUGACGUCCCGCCCCAGGGAGAAGAUAAUCUCCUCUCCCUCCCCUUUCUGCAGAAACUGUGGAGACUGGCCAGCAGCAACCAGUUUUCAUCCAUCUGGUGGGAUGACAGUGGGGCUUGUAUAGUGAUCAAUCAAAAACUCUUUGAAAAGGAGAUUCUCAAAAGGGACGUCGCACACAAAGUGUUUGCCACAACUUCGAUAAAGAGCUUCUUCCGCCAGCUAAACUUGUAUGGCUUCCGAAAACGGCAUCAAUGCACUUUCAGGACCUUCACCCGCAUUUUCUCCGCAAAAAGGCUGGUCUCCAUCUUGAAUAAGUUAGAGUUCUACUGCCAUCCUUACUUUCAAAGAGACUCCCCUCACCUCCUCGUGAGGAUGAAGAGAAGAGUGGGUGUCAAGUCUGCACCAACACAUCAGGAGGAGGACAAGCCAGAAGCUGCUGGAUCCUGUCUGGCACCAGCAGACACUGAGCAACAAGAUCACAUGUCUCCGAAUGAGAAUGACCAGGUCACACCGCAACACCGGGAACCGGCAGGUCCCAACACCCAAAUCAGGAGUGGCUCUGCUCCACCAGCAACUCCUGUGAUGGUGCCCGAUCCCGCCGUGGCGAGUGACAACGCUCCAGUGACCCAGCCGGCCGGCAGGUGGUCAGAGGGCAGCCAGGCUCACGUCACUCCGGUGGCCGCUGUCCCUGGGCCUGCAGCGCUGCCCUUCCUCUAUGUCCCUGGAUCUCCCACUCAGAUGAAUUCUUACGGGCCUGUGGUGGCCCUUCCCACAGCGUCCCGUAGUACCCUGGCCAUGGACACCACAGGACUUCCUGCACCUGGCAUGCUGCCCUUUUGCCAUCUCUGGGUACCGGUGACCCUAGUGGCUGCUGGGGCUGCACAGCCUGCUGCCUCCAUGGCCAUGUUCCCCCGUCUCCCAGCUCUGCACCACCAUUGCCCCCACAGCCACCGCACGUCACAGUACAUGCCAGCUAGCGAUGGGCCCCAGGCGUACCCAGACUACGCAGACCAGAGCACAUAGAGGGGAGCAUUUGGGCAGAAUAUGUGCUGGUCAAUAAAUGUGUCAGAAAAUGAGUAAUUUUCUGACUGCACAAAAAAGUC